AUGCGGAAGGAUGGUCACACAGCAAGAGGUAAAUCUCAAUGCAGAACCGUGAGUGCUAAAAAAUACUACCACAACAAAACAAGAGCGCGAACGCAUGGUGCAGAAGUGACAGUUUUGCUUUUCUCCGACAAGCACGAUUUUCUUCUUGUGCAGGUACCUACACCUUCUCUCUUUUGCUAUAAAUGGCUUGAUUGCGCUAUUCUCAUCCUUACACACACACACACACACACACACACACACACACAUACACACAUACCGACGAUGUUGCUACAAGCGUUUGUUUCUGUUUUAGCACUUCCAGGGUCUCUAGCGCUUCCGCUAUUCGAUCAGAAGCCUCUGUUGCUGGCACCAUACGCGAGACCAAACGUGACACUCAUUGACGCCCAGAAAUUCGAGUUGUGGCUCGCUCAGCAGACUCAUCACGCCUUUGAGUCUGUCCUCGACAAUGUGGGACACCAAGGUAGCAACAACGGUCUUCCCGUAGGCGUUGUUAUCGCUAGUCCCUCUAAAACGGCCCCUGACUACUAUUACCAAUGGACUCGGGAUGCUGCCAUCACCAUGGACUCAGUUGUGCGGCGGUUCUAUGACCAGGCUAGUCAAGGUAUACUGAACGACACACUCAGCAACAUCAUCAUGGGAUACAUUGAGACUCAAGGCAUGUUGCAGCACGUCAGCAAUCCCUCCGGGUACUUUGACUGGAACAGACGUGUUGUUAGUGGUUUGGGAGAGCCUAAAUUUGAGACUGACGGCUCAGCAUUCACAGGGCACUGGGGUAGACCUCAGAAUGAUGGACCUGCACUCAGAAUUAAAACGAUCUCGCAUUAUAUUCAAACCCAGGUGGAGUGGAAUGAAACAGCUUCUCUCGACGACUAUGUGUAUAUCUACAAGUCUAUGAUCCUACCCGAUGUCGAGUACAUUCUACAGUAUUGGGAUCAGCCGACUUUUGAUCUCUGGGAGGAACUGGAGGGCUACCAUCUCUUCACUUCUCAAGUGCAGUUCAACGCUCUCAUUAACGUCGUGGAACUUGCAAGACAUUACUCAGAUCGAGAGACCGAAAGCAGAUGUACAUUCACUGCUGGAUCGAUUCGACAAUUCAUCAAGACACAUUUCGAGGCUGGUUCUCGGCUGAAUGCACAAUUUGAGCCCAGAAGUUUUGGAAGGUCGGGCCUUGAUUCCUCCAUAUUCUUGGCCGCUCUUGACUCGGUUAGAUGGGAGUCUAGCAUAGCUGCAGGUACAUCUCUCAAGCCCUACGACGAUCUUCUCAUUGCUACUAUCAUGCCUUAUGUGCACUCCUUCGACUACCCUAUUAAUCAUCAACGAUUAGCUGAGUUCGAGGAGUCUUUCCAGGAUGAAAAUCCUGGGUACGUCGCCGUUGGUGUUGGUCGUUAUGCUGAGGACGUCUACGAUGGAGUGGGAACCUCUCAUGGCAAUCCUUGGUUCAUCUGUACCGCUACCAUUGCAGAGACCAUAUUCUUCAUUGCUCACCACUUGGCCCAGCAGUCGUCUGAUUUUGUUCUUGAGAUCAAUAGUCUCACCAAGGAGUUUUAUGGUACGUUUGUGUCUUCUGACCGCAUUGCUAGAGACUCCGAAGAGUAUCAGCAUCUGUUGGACCGUCUCGUUGACCUCGGUGACUCGUUCUUGGAUGUCAUCAGAGAGCAUCAGGCUAACAAUGGAGAUAUGUCGGAGCAAUUCAAUAGAUACGAUGGGUUCAUGCAAGGAGCUGAGAAGCUGACAUGGAGCUACGGCAGUUUCUGGUCUGCUGUUAGAGCUCGCCAGGAAGUUAUCAAAGGGACCAGUGGGAGGAAAUGA
Molecule: messenger RNA, 1809 nt
Organism: Yarrowia lipolytica CLIB122
Lineage: Eukaryota; Fungi; Ascomycota; Dipodascomycetes; Dipodascales
Biological process (GO): polysaccharide metabolic process
Cellular component (GO): fungal-type vacuole
Molecular function (GO): glucan 1,4-alpha-glucosidase activity
Source: RefSeq, a predicted model, not a curated record